Papilio polytes (common Mormon) is the source of this 1020-nucleotide messenger RNA. Its product is annotated as putative inorganic phosphate cotransporter. Gene Ontology annotation, biological process: monoatomic anion transport. NCBI's taxonomy places the organism in Eukaryota, Metazoa, Arthropoda, Insecta, Lepidoptera, Papilionidae. The coding region runs from base 58 to 1020 and encodes 320 amino acids. The transcript is spliced from 7 exons. Gene Ontology annotation, molecular function: transmembrane transporter activity. The record is from RefSeq and is a predicted model, not a curated record.
AGCGUCUGUGAGGCGGACUGCGGAACGUUGAAUGUUGUGUUGUGAUGCAAACAAAACAUGGACUUGGAGUUUAUGAAAUACAAAUUUCAAGAUGGAUACGAUGGAGUUAUCACUAAAAGUAAGUGUCAGGUGGGCGUGCGGCACGUGCAGGUGGCGUACAUGGUGCUAUGUGCGGUAGCAAUGGGCGCGUUGCGCUCCAGCGCCGGCGUUGCGCUACUUACCAUGACAGAUGUCUCGCAACGCAACGACUCUUAUGUUCAAACCCAGGAGUGGGACACGGGCGUGCAGGGCGCGGUGCUGUGGUCUUUCCUGUGCGGGCACGCGCUGGCUCUGCUACCCGCCGAGCUGCACUUGGCGCGUUUCGGAGACAAAUUCGUUGUCACGGCUGUGCUCCUCAUCAAUGGCAGUCUAACCGCCGCUAUGCCUACCAUCGUCAACAGGAAGAGGCUGAGCGUGCCGUGGCGCAGCAUGUUGCGCUGCCGGCGGUUGGCGGGGCUGGCGCUAGCACACGCCGCCAACAACGCGCUAUUCCUCUUCUACCUGGUGGACGUGCCGAUGUACCUGAGGUCAACGGGACUGACGCUGCAACAGUGCGGAGUACAAUCAAUGAUACCCUUCAUAGUUUUAUUGACUCUUUACACAACCAUCGGUCCCACAUUCCGCUGCUUGUUGAAGUCCAAUUUGUUGGCUCACGUCCUUAACGUCACAUACUUAUGGAAAGUGGUCAAUGCUCUAGGAACUUUAUCGAUCGUGUCGGGGCUAGCGGUGGCCGCCAACGUGCCGGCUGAAUGGGACUAUUUAAGACUAUGCGUAUUAAUUGCUACGCUGGGAUUACUCGCAUUCCAAUAUUCCGGCUUUGUUGAAGACGUUUAUGAUUUAAGUGAAAAUUACUGCGGUACAUUGGUCGUAAUAACGAGUACAUUUGCCAGCUUAGCGGGCGCAGCAGUGCCCUUGCUCACUGGGAUGAUUCUCAAAUAUCAAAAGGUGAGCUAUAAAGUAUCAACGACCUACCGCAGAUGA